Molecule: messenger RNA, 978 nt
Organism: Hibiscus syriacus
Lineage: Eukaryota; Viridiplantae; Streptophyta; Magnoliopsida; Malvales; Malvaceae
Product: histidine-containing phosphotransfer protein 1-like
Exons: 6
Coding region: 291-740 (149 amino acids)
Biological process (GO): phosphorelay signal transduction system; cytokinin-activated signaling pathway; phosphorylation
Cellular component (GO): nucleus; cytoplasm
Molecular function (GO): protein histidine kinase binding; histidine phosphotransfer kinase activity
Source: RefSeq, a predicted model, not a curated record
UAAAUUAUGAGGGUAAAAUAUAGAUAAGGAAAUGAAGUCAUAAACACAAACCCAGAGAAGAAAGGGAUAAAAAACAACAGAAAGAGGGAGAGAGAAAGAGGGAAGGUGUUACUUUACAUAUACUGUAGUUAUUAUUUAUAGUCCACUGUCAAGGGCAAGAUUCUUGGACUCCUCACACUAUAAUAUCCAUUUAAUAACCCCUCACCUUUCCAUUUAUUUAAAGGCAGAACAUGUUAUAGUUCUCUAUAAGAUCUGCAAGUGGGGAAAAUAUACCUUAAAAGCAAGCUGCAAUGGAUUUGGCUCAGUUGCAAAGGCAGCUGGUUGACUAUAAAACUUCACUCUAUCAUGAGGAUUUUCUGGAUGAACAGUUCACCCAACUUCAAGAACUUCAAGAUGAAAACAACCCAGAUUUUGUGGUUGAAGUGGUAUCUCUUUUCUUUGAAGAUUCUGAUAGGCUUCUCAAUGAACUGACUAAAGCUCUAGAGCAGCAGAGCGUAGAUUUCAAAAGUGUUGAUGCUCAUGUUCACCAGUUGAAAGGUAGCAGCUCCAGCAUUGGUGCUCAGAGAGUUCAGAAAGUCUGCAUUGCCUUCCGCAACUACUGCGAAGAGCAGAAUGUCGAAGGGUGUCUUAAAUGUCUGCAACAAGUGAGGCAUGAAUACUCUCUUGUAAAAACUAAGCUUGAAUUUAUGUUCCAGCUUCAGCAGCAGAUAUUGUCUGCUGGAGGCUCAAUUCCUAUGUAACAGUUGGCUUUAAAGAGACAUAAAUCUGCAGAGAAGAACAUGGGACCAAAUAUGAUAUUUUUGGCAUUGUAGAAAAGUUAUUUUCAUUAUCUUUGUUGUUUUACAAUUAUUGCAGUUUUAGUAGGGUACCUAAGCUACUGAAGGGUUCUAUCUACUUUCGAGCUUAAGCUUGUAUCAUAUUGCCUGUGUACGAGCAAUGACAAAGAAUGUGAAUAAAACCCUUCCAGCUGUUUCCUCU